GCUGGCCCGGAGGCGGUAGUUCCGGAAGCUUGUAUAAACCAAGCGGCCUUGCCAUGUGUGUUGUUUCAGCGGCGGAUUGAGGCUGUUUGGGGUUUGAGCUGAGAGCAUGGCAGAGAACGACGUUGAGAAUGAGCUGCUGGACUACGAGGAGGAUGAGGAGCCGCAGACCGCGCCGGAGAGCGCCGCGCCUGCCGGCAAGAAGGAGGUGAAGGGCUCCUACGUCUCCAUCCACAGCUCCGGCUUCCGGGACUUCCUGCUGAAGCCCGAGCUGCUGCGGGCCAUUGUGGACUGCGGCUUCGAGCACCCCUCCGAGGUGCAGCACGAGUGCAUCCCGCAGGCGAUCCUGGGCAUGGACAUCCUGUGCCAGGCGAAGUCGGGCAUGGGCAAGACGGCCGUGUUCGUGCUGGCCACCCUGCAGCAGAUCGAGCCUGUGGACGGACAGGUGGCGGUGCUGGUGAUGUGCCACACGCGGGAGCUGGCCUUCCAGAUCAGCAAGGAGUACGAGCGCUUCUCCAAGUACAUGCCCACCGUCAAGGCGGCCGUGUUCUUCGGGGGGCUGUCCAUCAAGAAGGACGAGGAGGUCCUGAAGAAGAACUGCCCGCACAUCGUGGUGGGCACGCCGGGCCGCAUCCUGGCGCUGGUCCGCAACAAGACGCUCAGCCUGAAGAACGUCAAGCACUUCGUCCUGGACGAGUGUGACAAGAUGCUGGAGCAGCUGGAUAUGAGGCGGGACGUCCAGGACAUCUUCCGGCUGACGCCUCACGAGAAGCAGUGCAUGAUGUUCAGCGCCACGCUCAGCAAGGAGAUCCGGCCCGUCUGCCGGAAAUUCAUGCAGGAUCCCAUGGAGGUGUUCGUGGACGACGAGACCAAGCUCACCCUGCACGGCCUGCAGCAGUACUACUGCAAGCUGAAGGACAGCGAGAAGAACCGCAAGCUCUUCGACCUGCUGGACGUGCUGGAGUUCAACCAGGUGGUGAUCUUUGUGAAGUCGGUCCAGCGCUGUGUGGCCCUCUCGCAGCUGCUGGUGGAGCAGAACUUCCCUGCCAUCGCCAUCCACAGGGGAAUGGCCCAGGAGGAGAGGCUGUCCCGCUAUCAGCAGUUUAAGGACUUCCAGCGGCGGAUCCUGGUGGCCACCAACCUGUUUGGCCGCGGGAUGGACAUCGAGAGGGUCAACAUCGUCUUCAACUACGACAUGCCGGAGGACUCGGACACCUACCUGCACAGGGUGGCGCGUGCGGGCCGGUUCGGGACGAAGGGCCUGGCCGUCACCUUUGUGUCAGACGAGACCGACGCCAAGACCCUGAACGAUGUGCAGGACCGCUUCGAGGUCAACGUGGCCGAGCUGCCCGAGGAGAUCGACAUCUCCACCUACAUCGAGCAGUCCAGAUGAGCCCCUGCUCCUGUGAGGGUCUCCCCAGGACCACCUCCGUUUCUGAAGAACCUCUGAAUGUGUUUUACUCUCCUCCCUCCUCCCUCGCUCCCCUCUGACUUCACCAGCGCUGGGGUGGGGGGUGUACGCAGUUUUAAUUUUUUUUUAAUCGCACUCGUUUUGUUUCCAUGAGAUUAAAACUGUUUUUUAUAUGA
Molecule: messenger RNA, 1584 nt
Organism: Lepisosteus oculatus (spotted gar)
Lineage: Eukaryota; Metazoa; Chordata; Actinopteri; Semionotiformes; Lepisosteidae
Gene: ddx39ab
Product: DEAD (Asp-Glu-Ala-Asp) box polypeptide 39Ab
Biological process (GO): mRNA export from nucleus; mRNA splicing, via spliceosome
Molecular function (GO): ATP binding; RNA binding; RNA helicase activity
Source: RefSeq, a predicted model, not a curated record